UCACUGGAGCGGCUGAUCAAGAAACUGCCUCUACCAAGCGCUCUUCUCGCGAGCGUGCGCAGUUCGUCAGAGCACGUCGACGCCACUGAGAGCCGGCGUGAUUGACGUUUACGUCCGUGACGCCACAGAGCGCGAGGACGUGGGGUUUCUGAGAGUGCGCAGUGGGUGCGCCGGCGGCGACCCUUCGGCCUUUUUCGGGAGGGGGCGACGCUGAGAUGGGGGCGGCGGCAGCCGAAGCAGAUCGCACGCUCUUUGUGGGCAACCUUGAGACGAAGGUGACAGAGGAGCUUCUUUUUGAGCUUUUCCACCAGGCUGGGCCUGUAAUAAAAGUGAAAAUUCCAAAAGAUAAAGAUGGAAAACCGAAGCAAUUUGCAUUUGUGAAUUUCAAACAUGAAGUAUCUGUUCCUUAUGCAAUGAAUCUCCUUAAUGGAAUAAAACUUUUUGGAAGGCCCAUCAAAAUUCAGUUUAGAUCAGGAAGUAGCCAUGCCUCACAAGAGGUCAGUUUGUCAUAUCCCCAGCAUCAUGUUGGAAAUUCAAGUCCUACUUCCACAUCUCCUAGCAGGUACGAAAGAACGGUGGAUAAUAUGACUCCAUCAGCACAGAUACUUCAGAGAUCUUUCUCUUGUUCAGAAAAUUUUCAGAGACAAGCAGUGAUGAACAAUGUUUUGAGACAGAUGUCAUAUGGAGGGAAAUUUGGUUCUCCACACCUGGAUGCAUCAGGAUUUUCGCCAUCAGUUCAGUCCCAUAAUCCUUCUUUCAACCAGUCUUCAGGCUCCCCAUGGCGCCAAGAUACACCGUCGCAGCGAAAAGUCAGACAGAAUUCUCAUCCCUACCUAGCAGAUAGACAUUAUAGCCGUGAACAGCGUUACGCAGAUCAUGGGUCUGACCAUCAUUACAGAGGAAACAGAGAUGAUUUCUUCUAUGAAGACAGGAAUCAUGAUGGCUGGAGCCAUGACUAUGAUAACAGAAGAGACAGUGGUAGAGAUGGAAAAUGGCGCUCAUCUCGACACUAACAAGUGUUAAAAUGAUGUUUUUAUAGGGUCAUUCUAGGCCCUUUUGGUUAAGUUGGCCUGGGAAUGUUUUGUUAAAAAACUGUAUAGAGCAGCUUUACAAGUUGCCACAUUUCUUUAUAAAAAUUUUAAAACACCAGUCCCAUACAGAAAUGAGAAGAAUUGUGGUUCUGGUUUUAUUACAUUAAUAACCUUUCACCUCAGGGUUUUAAGAAGAGGAAAGGGUUUUAUGCAAAAGAAAGUGCCACAAUUCCUAAUCAUUUUAGACAGUUGAGGAAAGGAUGUAUUAUUAUAUGGAUUAGUUGAAUUAUGAAACAAAUAUUUUAAUUAUUUGUUAUCUUUUUGUAUUGCAAGUUUCUUGUUCGUGACUCAGAUUUUGGUGGAUAUAAUGAAAACAUUCAAGUUGAUAGUCUGAAAUGACUCAGUAUUUUGUUAAUGAGAAAAUGUAAUUUCAGUGAUUCAUUUUACUCACAUUUGAGGAAACUUUUUGGUAUAAAGUUUGGGGAUAAAUCAUUAACUUCUUAGAGAACUUAAGUGUAAGUUCUGUGACAUGCUCUUAAGUUUUACCCUAAUUGAGCAUUCAUGUGUAAAUCUACACAUGCUAUUUCAUUAUAAAAUCUUAGAAUUUGCUCCUUAAAUCUUAAUGUUUGGUGUAUGGCUAAAGUGACUCAGGAAGUUAAUUAUCUUGAAAUUAUUUUUUUACAGUAAAAAUACAGUGUUAAUGUAAAUCCCCCCUUUCAGGAAGAACAAACAUGUAAAUGCAUAGUCAGAAAAAAUGGUAAAAUGUCUUACUGAAAAUAUACUUUUUGGAUGAAAAGGUUCACAAAACCUUUAUGUGCUGCCUCUAUCACUCAAACUUUAAAAUUUUUAACAUUUUCAAAGUGCCCAGGACAUGUAUAUAAGGACACAUUUUAUUAUGGAGAUUGUACAAGUUACUUUUUUUGUUUUUGAAUAUUUGAAAGAAUUUAGUCUUAAACACUUUCUGAUUUAAACUUUUUUAAAUCUUGUUUAACAAAACUUUUAUGUAUUAAGAUGCUGUUUCCCUUUCAUUGUAGAACUUGUUUGUAAAAAUUCAUUCCUUGAAAAAUUCGGAUCCUUUUUAAUAUUGACAACAUUUGUACUAUACUGCUUUUUAAUAUAUUGAAAACAAAAAGGA
Messenger RNA from Phacochoerus africanus (Common warthog), 2166 nucleotides. It is a transcript of the gene RBM7, whose product is annotated as RNA binding motif protein 7. Gene Ontology annotation, molecular function: single-stranded RNA binding. The transcript is spliced from 5 exons. Lineage: Eukaryota; Metazoa; Chordata; Mammalia; Artiodactyla; Suidae. The coding region runs from base 216 to 1013 and encodes 265 amino acids. The record is from RefSeq and is a predicted model, not a curated record. Gene Ontology annotation, biological process: regulation of alternative mRNA splicing, via spliceosome. Gene Ontology annotation, cellular component: nucleus.